Molecule: messenger RNA, 1922 nt
Organism: Mandrillus leucophaeus (drill)
Lineage: Eukaryota; Metazoa; Chordata; Mammalia; Primates; Cercopithecidae
Gene: PRR34
Product: proline rich 34
Source: RefSeq, a predicted model, not a curated record
CCCUGUGGCCACGGCUCGGCUCGGUAUCUGCCGCUCCUGCCUGGCCCCCUGCACACGCGUCCUCCGCUCAGAGCUCAGGCCAGCCCCAGCCGGCAGGGAGGCCGGCUGGGGGCAGGCAGGCAGCGAUGCCCGCGUCGGCCGCAGCUGCCUGGCACUGCCCUCCUUUGUGCCUGCCUCCUCUGCCAGCCUCCGCUCCACCCCCCACCCCCACGAGGCCUGCUCCUGGGCCCGGCCGCAGGGCCUGCUGCCCGCAGAGCUCCCACCCUGCGCCCACUUGGGGUGCCCUCACCUUCUGGGCCCCCGGCUCCUGGCCUCAGGUCCUGCUGGUGCCCAGGUCGCCCGGCCCCGUCCUCCGUGCUCUGCGUUCGCCCCACCCUGCUGCCCGAGCUCGGCGGCGAGCCUGGCACCGUGCCAGGCUGCCUGGGAGCCCAGCCCGGGCAGGGCGAACUUUCCGGCGAGGGUUGGUCUCAAACUCCUGGGCUUAUGUCUUUCUGCCUCGGCCUCCCAGUGUGCUGAAAUUACAGGUAUGAGCUACUGUACUCAGCCCAAACCCAGGGCUCUUAACCACCCUACUAUGCACUGUGCUGGCCCCCAGUCAAGGGAGAGAAUUCACGUCAGGCAAAAAUGUUUUACAGAGAGGCAGCUAAGUCUGUUCCACAAUGGAUGACACAGUCCCCCUCACAAACCACCCCACAGAUCGAACCCCAAGGAACUCUGCUCCUACAUGUGCCCAUGGGGCAAGGGAUGCAAAACACCAGGCAAAGGAGCUCAGAGGAUGGUACUCCUCCAGAGAGCUGUGUGUCUCUGGGAAAACUAACACACCUCUCUGAGCCUGUUGCUACAGCUUUACCAUCAGCGAUGUGACUGCAGGUCUUCUCGGCUGCCUGUCAGCGGAUGCACAGGCCUGUGCACAGGGCUCCACAGGGACCACGCCGACAUCACCGCACACCCACCCUCCUGCUCAUAGGACAGCCCAUUCACACCCGCUUCUCCACCAGCCACAGGCUUCUUGGGAGGACCAGACUCUUCUCCACGGACAAGCCACUGCCCCUUUGAGGGCCUCAACUUCCUUACUUAUGAGAUGAGGAAACAAAUCUGCACUUCCCAUGGGACUUGGGGGGUGAAAAGGUAACCUCCGUAAAGCGGCCCCUGGUGUGGGGAAGUCACCCAAUAGAUGACAGUCCCUCCCGCCUUCCCCCUAGGCCCAGAGCUCCGCAGAGUCCUCAGGCUGGUGUCCCUCCAGGCCAAAACGCUGCCACCCCCUGGCCAGUGCAUUACAGGGUGGUGGGGAAGGGGGGCAUCUGUGGAAGACAACACAGGACUUGGCCUGGGGUCCUGGGCAAGACCUCUGUGACCUCAGUUUCCCUGGAUCUCUCCAGGUGUGACCUUGUAGACGGCCUCUGUUCUGGACUCACAGCUGCUGAGGACGAGGAAGAGGACACUGCAGGCAUUCCUUCAGUCCCCUGGGGAGGUUCAGAUGCUCAGACUCCCUGAUACCACCUUUGCUGGGCAGAAUAAUGUCCCCAAGAUGUCCGAGCCCUAAUCCCUGGAACCUGGGAAAGUGUUACCGCACUAGACCAAAGGGACUUUGCAGGUGUGUGAUUGAGUUGAAAAUCUGCAGUGGGAGGGUAGCCUGGAUUAGCCACGUGCACCCAGUCUAGUCACACGAAACCUUAAAAGCAGAGACUCCUUCCCUGCUGUGGUCAGAGACAGAACGAGGGGACGCUGCUGGCUUCAAAGAUGGAAGAAGGGAGGAGGAGCCAAGGAGCAGGUGCCGCCAGAGGCCAGAAAAGGCAAGGUAUGGAUUUUUCCCCUGGAGUUCCAGGAGGAACUAGCCCUGCCAACACCUGGAUUUUAGCCCUGGGAGCCCCACCUCAGACAUCUGAGCCCCUUGACUGUAAGGUAAUAAAUGUGUGUUGCUU